GAAGAUGAGCGGGUCCUGUUUAGGGUUUGCGAUUUCCAGAUAGAGAAUAUUGUGGCGUUUCUCUCUAUCUCUCUCUCUCUUUCUCCUCGAAGAUGCCGCCUCGAGCAGUAAGGCGACCUUCGACUGCUCCUGCCCUAAAGAAAAAGCCGCCUCCCAAAGCAACCUCCGUCGAAAUCAAGGAAGAAGCUGAAGCCAAAGAAGUCGUGACCACUGAAAAGAAUACCGGAUCGUCGCCUCUUCCUUCUCUCAACGAAUUACCCCGCGAUACUUCCCCAAAAGCGGCAAAGGAUACCGCUGCUGUGGCCGAUCACGAGAUCGGUGGAUCUCGACGGUUGGAUCUUAACGAGAAGGAUCCAGAAGAAGACACUUCCGGAAAUGCCGAUGACAACAGCGGGCCGAACGAGGACAUGGAAUUCGAGGAAGUCGAAGAAGAAGAAGAAGUAGAAGAGGAAGUAGAAGAAGAAGAAGGAGAGGAGGGCGGGGAUGCGGAAAUUGAAGGUGAAGAAGAAGAAGAAGACGGUGUAGAGGAAGAGGAUGCGGUCGAUGGGGACGGGGAGGAGCACCGUGACAUCGUGCAGGAGCGCCGGAAGCGGAAGGAGUUUGAGAUAUUUGUUGGGGGAUUGGAUAGGGAUGCUACGGAGGAAGACUUGAAGAAGGUGUUUAGAGAGGUUGGUGAGAUUUCCGAAGUGAGACUGCUGAAGAAUUAUUCGACCGGGAAGAACAAGGGCUUCGCGUUUAUACGGUUUGCAACCAUUGAGCAAGCACAUCGCGCUCUGGAGGAGCUCAAGCAUCCAACGAUUAAUGGCAAGCAAUGCGGAGUAGCUCCGAGCCAGGAUAAUGACACGCUCUUUGUUGGUAACAUAUGCAAGACAUGGACAAAGGAAAAUCUUAAGGAAAAGCUUGCAAAUUAUGGUGUGGUUAAAUUUGAAGAGUUGACAUUGGUUGAGGAUACUAAAAAUGAGGGGAUGAAUCGUGGAUUUGCAUUUCUAGAUUUCGAAUCCCGUUCAGAUGCUGUGGAGGCGUGCAAGCGCUUGCAGAAGAGGGGCGUUGUGUUUGGUACUGAUAGGACUGCGAAGGUUGCUUUUGCAGACACUUUCAUUGAACCUGACGAUGAAAUCAUGGCACAGGUCAAGACAAUAUUCAUAGAUGGUUUGCCUGCUACUUGGGAUGUGGACCGUGUCAAAGAAAAUCUUAAAAAGUUUGGGAAGAUUGAAAAGGUUGAACUUGCGCGAAAUAUGCCAGCUGCUAAGAGGAUGGAUUUUGGUUUUAUAACCUUUGACACGCACGAUGCUGCAUUGGCUUGCGCCAAAGACAUUAACAAUGCUGAACUUGAUGAUGGAGAGAAGAAGGUAAAGGUUAGGGCUAGACUAUCAAGACCGCGCCACAGAGGCAGGUCAGUCAAAAAUGCCCGAGGAGGUUACUUAAUUGGGGAUAGUAGCAGUCGAGGUGGUAGGGCUUCUUGGGGCCCUAGUAUGCUUCGCAUGGAUUCCAGGAGAUUGGCAGGACUUGGUGGACGUGCCAUCCAUGGUCGUUCUACAUACAGUGAUGGUUUUAAGCGGCCACGUGGCACUAGAGAUGGACAUGCAGUUGAGAACAUCGCCCCUGAGAGGGUUGGGAGUAGACGCCGCUUGCCUCCUUUGGAGAGAUCCUUGGAUCGGAGGUCACCUGCUGCAACCUAUGGAAAGAUGAGUUCAACGAGGAGUUAUAUCCAACAUGAUGAACCUUUACCUAGGUCAUCUGAUUAUGCUGCUAGAGCUGCUACUUGGAGGCGCUUGUCCUAUAGAGAUUCUUAUCCUCAUGGAUCAGAGUACGUGACCAGUCCACCGAGGACUGCUAGUCGUAGACCGCCUGUUGUUGAAGAGGAAAGCUAUGGACGGCGUAUUGAACGUCCCUCAAAUUAUCGGGAUACUCUCAUCUAUGAUUACAGUUCUGUUUCGGGCACAAAGCGUACUCAUUCUGCACUCAUGGAUGAUGUUGAUCCUCGUUAUGCUGAAUAUGCUGGUAGAUCAUCAAGAGCACGCCUUGACUAUGGAGGGAGUAGUGCUGCCUUACAGAGUGAUAGUGCUUAUUAUGGAGUUGAGACUACAAGGCUUGGGCGCAGUUCUCAUCUUGGACAUGAUGGAGGUAGCCGGAGUUCAGCAGGGCAUUCUCAUGGCAUGUACGACACCCACACAUCAAGCAUGGGGUACAGCCGAGGUGAGGCGAGCAGGGCUGAUGUGGAGGGAAUGUAUGCUAGCUACGGCAGGGAUUAUGUGUCUGGUGGAGAAGAUUUGGGCGUUGGUUCAUAUUCAUCAUCUUACUCUAGGCGUGGCUUGAGCGAUAGCUAUUUGAGUGGCAGGGGUUCAGGGUCAUAUUAUUAGGGCCUGUCUGUCUCCCUUAGUUAUUUACCUUGAAGGUGAGCUGAGAUAGCAAAAGGUCAGAGAUUUGAAACGAGUUCCCAAAUUUUUAAUAUUUGAAACUCCUUUUGCAGUUCUGUUGGAUCUGGCCAUGCCUUGAUGGAUUCCAUAUUUUCUGUUGCAAGAUUUUUUAUGUAAUUUUUUAUUUUUGUAUUUACUAUGAAAGGAUGAUGUUUCAUGACGCACAAAUACGUUUUGGUAAUUAGAGGACAUUUGGAAAGAUUAUUGGCUCAGGAAA
This is a messenger RNA of Magnolia sinica, 2634 nucleotides long. RefSeq lists its product as uncharacterized. The transcript has 11 exons. Gene Ontology annotation, cellular component: nucleus. NCBI's taxonomy places the organism in Eukaryota, Viridiplantae, Streptophyta, Magnoliopsida, Magnoliales, Magnoliaceae. Gene Ontology annotation, molecular function: mRNA binding. The coding region runs from base 93 to 2360 and encodes 755 amino acids. The record is from RefSeq and is a predicted model, not a curated record.